CAGACCUUCGGCUGCUGCGCCUCCAAGUGCGCCCGUCGUGAUCAGAAAGCCGCAGAAGUCCGGCCGGAGCGCACGCACUGGACCAGGUCUUCUCCAACCUUGGAUUCUACGAUCUUUUCACGCUUGCAUAGAAAACAACAACAACUGUGCUGCAUGUUUUAUUUUAUUUUUUUAACUUGUGUUUGUUUAUAAUUUUUUUCCCUCUCACGGAUCUAUAUUUCAAGUUGGAUACAUGAAGAUGCUUCCUACUAAGUAGCGCACCGGGACCGGGGCGUCUGUUUCUCUGUCCUCCGGGACAUUUGAGGGACUCCUCCCGCUGCGUUUCUGCUUGGAUUUCAUUUAUACGAAACAUCUCGUGAGGUUUGGUGUCGUGGGGGGUGAAGGUGGGGGGGAAAGAGGAAACUAUCGCGCGCAUCACCUCCCGAAAGCACCGGCUUUAUCUCCAAUGAAAUAUAAGCCUUCGGGACCAGCUGCGCAUCGAGUUAGUGAGCGGAUCGAACUCAGCCACACCACCGAGUCGAAGAGGUCUCGCCCCGGCGCCGCGGUCUCGCUGCUGACCCCUCUGGACCCUCUACGGCAGGCGAAGCGGCUUCCCAUCCGGCUGAUCAAGAUGUUGACGGCGCACACCGGACACUUGCUCCAUCCGGAAUAUUUACAGCCUCUGACGUCCGCGCCAGUGAGCAUCGAGCUGGAUGCUAAGAAGAGUCCACUGGCCCUGCUGGCUCAGACCUGCUCUCAGAUUGGUAAACCGGACCCUCCUUCUUCCUCCAAGCUCGGCUCCUCCUGCAGCCCGGGGGACAAAGAAUCCAGCAGUCGAUCGUCGUCCUCCAGCCUGAAGCUGGGGGAGCACCGCUCUUCUCUGGAGGACAAAUCUAGCUUUAAGCCCUACAACAAAAGCAACGUAGACUGUCGCAGGGAUGGUGUUACCAGCAGCUCCAGCGGUGACAAAGUUGGAUUCAGGGUACCGAGCAGCAGUAGCUCAACCACUAAUGGGAAUUCAACCAGCAGCCAGCAGUCCUAUCCAUCCCACGCUUCUUCGCCUGGCUCCAGAGGCACCAGCACCCCCCCAGGACAGGCUCAGCAGCAUCACAAACAGAGCCCGUCUCCCGGCGGACAGCCCGCCUCGCAGUCCCAAACUCUUACCUCUGAACCCGGACGCGAGCAGAGCAGCCCCACCAGCACUUCCACUAGUAAUAACCACAGCAAUCCAAAAAAAGACGCUGACGGGGGCAAGGCGAGCGCAGACAGCCCGCACCACGCGAACUCCAGCCACGUCCGGGCGAGCACAAACUGCAGCAACAGCAGCUCAGACGGAGGCUCCAACCAGGACGUCGGCGGUAGAGCCGAGGCCGCCCAGCCUAGCCUCGGCCCUGGGCACGUCACGCCCAUCUCUCCUUACAAAAAUAGCCAGCCACUCUUCCCCUUACCCUCUUCCAACAUGGCCUAUCAUGGAUCUGUCAUGGGGGGUUACGCGGGCUACCCAUCCCAGUUCCUCCCAGGGUUGGACCCGUCCAAAACAAGCCUGAGCAUGGGAGGAAAACACACGAGUUCCAGUCCUCUGACGGGCACCUCCCCUCCGUCCUUCAUGCAGGGCCUUUGCAGGGACCCUUACUGUCUAAGCUACCCUGGUGUGUCUCAUCUCGGCAGUAGCAACUGCAACUCCUGCAUCCACGACCCUUCCUCCACCCUAAAGUCGAGCUUUCCCAUGGUGUAUCCUUCCCACCCACUUCACUCCCUCCACCAAAGCUCCUUGUCGUCCAGCGUGUCCCCCUCCCUGUCUCAUCCCCUUUACACGUACGGCUUUAUGCUACCAAACGACCCCCUUCCCCACGUCUGCAACUGGGUGUCCGCUGGAGGGCCUUGCGACAAGCGCUUCGCCACCUCAGAUGAACUCCUGGCUCACCUUCGCACCCACACAGCUUUGCCUGUGGGGAUGGACAGUAAGCUGCUCUCCGUUUCCUCAUCUGGACCCGCAUCCUGCCACUUGCACCUCCCACACCAGAGCAGCCCGGGCUCCCUCCCCAGCUCUCUGUCGCUCAGGGCUCCACCCAGCCUGGGCUUAGCUCGCUAUCACCCCUACAGUAAGGUCCACCUCCCCUCUGGGCCUUCCUCCAUCUCCCUGCACUCUCUGCCCACCACUGGCCCUUACUAUCCCCACUACACUCUUUACAGUCAAAGACUUGGAUCUGCAUCAGCUCUUGGAUACCAAUAGAACGCCAUGUACUUAUGUGUUUCUCAGAGUAGUUUGACAUUUUGGGAAUUAAUCAUGUUUGCUUUCUUGCAGAGAGCUUGGGUGAGAAGCUUAAAAUGGCUCCCGUGCACCUCUUAAAUGUGAACCUACGGGCAAUUAGCUUAGCUUAGCACAGCACCUGGAAAAGUGGUUACACUAGCUGUCCUGGCUUCAGCUGCUCUCUGAAUCUCACGUGAAAUGUUGUCCGAAAGGAAUAAUUCAGCUGAAACAGUAAUUUUUAGUUUUCCAACAAGUUUGGGAAGGAGUUCUGAACCAACUGAUGGAAACUUUAGAUAAUGUUUCUGAUUUAACUUGUAAAAUUGCUCAUUUCUGCUUAUUUUGCCCAUUUUUUUUUUCAGAUUAAAAAAUCAUAUUUGAACAUAUUCAGCAGAGCUGAGCUGCUUACAUAGUCAAGCCAGCUGUUUGCCUCUUUCUGAGAUAAGCUAACUGGUUGCAGCUUUGUAGCUAGCUGGUCGGGAAAACAACACCUUGCUCUGCCAGAAAGUCAAUAACUACAUUCCCCAAAAUGUUUUACUUUAAGAUAAAUUGUGACAACUUGCUGCUUCUUCUGAAUUCAGAAAUAACCUGGAGACACUUUUCUCUGUUCUUAAAAGCAUCUCUGCUGUCGGUUUGAACGUUUAUCCACAAGAUUUCUAAUAGCAUUUCCCUUUCCAAAUUCAAAGGGCAUGCAGACCUUCUGUUUUUGCACAUUGCAAGAGACUUGACUACCCUGAGGUGAUCUACCGCUCUGUGCUAUUCUGGAAAUUGAUGGUUGUGCAUAAAAGCUUUCAGCAAACAGUGAUGAUUUGGGAAAAUAAAAAGCUAGUGUGUGAGGGCUGGCUGCUGGCUGCGGCCACUGGCUUCAGUUGCCUUCUCCCUGCAGGAGACGCAUGAAAGCCUGAAACGGCACACACAUUUAACCGGCCCAAUGUUUUGCUUUGAUUCCUCAUGCUUCUUCCCGCUGAUGACGUUUAUUUAUUUCCUACAGGAUACCUGGCUUUAAUACUUUCUAUAUAUUCUCCUUUUACAGUAAUGUGAGCGGACAUGUUGGAAAGGUGUUAAAACUGUGUCUUAACACUUUCGUAUUGAAUGAAUGUUAAAAUCACAUCUUGUUCUCAGCUUUUUGAUUGUUUUUUUAUUGUGAUUUCCUCAACAAAAUGAAUAAAACUGAGAUGUGAUAUUUUUUUGUAAUAUUGAAACACCCCAUGGUGGGGCCUCGAGGGUGAUGCGGUGAAAUGGGAGCUCAUAUUUUGGUAAAUAAACCACACUGAAGAUGUG
Messenger RNA from Xiphophorus maculatus (southern platyfish), 3508 nucleotides. Its product is annotated as zinc finger protein 703-like. Gene Ontology annotation, cellular component: nucleus. The record is from RefSeq and is a predicted model, not a curated record. Gene Ontology annotation, biological process: negative regulation of DNA-templated transcription. Bases 446 to 2212 code for a protein of 588 amino acids. The transcript has 2 exons. Lineage: Eukaryota; Metazoa; Chordata; Actinopteri; Cyprinodontiformes; Poeciliidae.